AUGGACGGAACGAUCAUUAAUACUGAAGAUUUAUAUACUGAGGCUACCACGGAAUUAUUAGAACGAUAUGGAAAAGGACCCUUAACAUGGGAUGUUAAAAUCAGACUUCAAGGUAGACCAGGACCUGAAUCAAUGAAGAUUAUGAUAGAAGAAUAUGAUUUACCAUUAACUAUAGAAGAAUUUUCUCAAGUGGCAUUAGAAAUUCAGGCUGAUAAAUGGCAUAGAUCUAGAUUUUUACCGGGAGCUCUUGAACUUGUAGAAUAUUUAUAUAAUAAAAAUAUCCCAAUUGCAUUGGGGACUAGUUCUAAUAAGAUUAAUUUUGAGAGAAAGACUAAACAUCUUGAUCAUGGAUUUAAAUAUUUUACCCAUCAUAUUGUUACAGGAGAUGAUCCAAGAAUUCCUACAGGACGUGGUAAACCUAAUCCGGAUAUUUGGUUUGCAUGCUUAGAUAGUAUUAAUGCUCAUAGAAAAUUACAGGGAUUAGAUGAAAUCUUAAUUGAAGAAUGUUUAGUAUUUGAAGAUGGAAUUCCUGGUGUAGUAUCAGGGAUUGCUGCUAAAGCUCAUGUAAUUUGGAUUCCUGAUGUUAACGCACUUGAAGUAUUAAAUGGAGAAGAGCAUAAUAUAAUUGGCACUAAUGGUGAAAUCCUCACAAGCUUAGAACAUUUCGAUAAGGCUAAGUACAGUUUAUAA
This is a messenger RNA of Scheffersomyces amazonensis, 690 nucleotides long. Its product is annotated as HAD-like domain-containing protein. The transcript has a single exon. The record is from RefSeq and is a predicted model, not a curated record. Gene Ontology annotation, molecular function: phosphatase activity. Lineage: Eukaryota; Fungi; Ascomycota; Pichiomycetes; Serinales; Debaryomycetaceae. The coding region runs from base 1 to 690 and encodes 229 amino acids.